This is a messenger RNA of Neltuma alba, 534 nucleotides long. Its product is annotated as pollen-specific leucine-rich repeat extensin-like protein 2. The transcript has a single exon. Bases 1 to 534 code for a protein of 177 amino acids. The record is from RefSeq and is a predicted model, not a curated record. Lineage: Eukaryota; Viridiplantae; Streptophyta; Magnoliopsida; Fabales; Fabaceae.
AUGAGUUUUGCUAUUUACAUUGGAGUCCCAAAUGAUAUUGGGCUCGGGUCCAAUCCACCAAGGGUGGACUGGCCCAUUUUCCUACAUCCUCCGUGGUGGACUUUUCCCACCACGGGACGUCAUCUUCCUCUUCCUCCUCAGGUAGAGGUCCUUCGGCCAGGUUGUCCGGUACAAAAAAAUCAAGAAGAAUUCCCUGCUUGUCCAUUGGUUCCGAAAAAUAAUCGAUCUCCUGCGCUUGUUCUGCUUCUGCUUCCUCCUCCUCUUGUUCUGCUACUACUUCCUCCUCCUCUUGUUCAGCUUCUGCUUCCUCCUCCUCCUGGUCUUCGUCUCCAUCACCACCAGUCUCAUCCCCCUCCUGUUCGUCCCUGCCGCUGCCGGCAUCGCCCGCAUCAGCGGGCGCCUCCUCCUCUGAUGGCUCCCCCUCCGGCGCCUCCUAAUCGGGCGCCUCCUCCUCCGGCGCCUCCCCCUCCUCCUCCCGCCUCCCCCUCCCCCUUCAGCACCUCCCCCUCCUCGUCCGGCUCCUCCUCAUGUUGA